AUGUUGAUAACAGGAUUAGUCAACUGGCCUCACGAUGAUUCGGAACAAGAAGCCGGCUGGAUAGAAGGGGUGGCUAUCCUUGUCGCUGUAAUUGUCGUCGUUCUCGUUACUGCUCUCAACGAUUGGUCCAAGGAGAAACAAUUUAGAGGUCUCCAAUCGAAAAUUGAAACCGAGCACAAGUUCUCGGUAAUUAGAGGUGGACAGCCUAUAGACGUAGUUGUCAACGAUUUGGUGGUUGGCGAUGUCGCUAGAGUUAAAUACGGAGAUCUUUUGCCUGCUGAUGGUAUCCUCAUUCAAUCAAAUGAUUUGAAAAUUGACGAAUCCUCUUUGACGGGAGAAUCUGAUCUGAUUCGCAAAAGUUUUGACCAUGAUCCAGUGCUCUUGUCCGGAACACAUGCGAUGGAAGGAAGUGGACGGUGA
Messenger RNA from Strongylus vulgaris, 420 nucleotides. NCBI's taxonomy places the organism in Eukaryota, Metazoa, Nematoda, Chromadorea, Rhabditida, Strongylidae. The record is from the annotation of a GenBank genome assembly.